Messenger RNA from Salvelinus fontinalis (brook trout), 4713 nucleotides. It is a transcript of the gene mmp24, whose product is annotated as matrix metallopeptidase 24. Lineage: Eukaryota; Metazoa; Chordata; Actinopteri; Salmoniformes; Salmonidae. Gene Ontology annotation, cellular component: extracellular matrix. Gene Ontology annotation, molecular function: metalloendopeptidase activity; zinc ion binding. The coding region runs from base 168 to 1985 and encodes 605 amino acids. The transcript is spliced from 9 exons. Gene Ontology annotation, biological process: collagen catabolic process; proteolysis; extracellular matrix organization. The record is from RefSeq and is a predicted model, not a curated record.
GCUUUAAGAACAGAGUCUGCGCAAUGAGAGCCCGAGAAUAGUGGUUGGUAUGCGUUGAAAUUCAACCAGAGAAAUAUAGGUAAUCAUUCUUCCUGGGAAUAAAGCACGGACACAGGACAUAAGACUGGAACUCAAACGCGGACUGAGGGGGGAAUUUGGGGACAGUCAUGGCGGGGCUUGGAGUGAAGAGGAGGAAAGCGGGGCUCCCUGGUUUUUGCUGGAAAACCUGCUACUUUCAUAUUUUAUUCUGGGUUGUCUCGGUCUGUGGUGAAGAGAAGACGUUCAUCGUUGAGACAUGGCUGAAGAACUAUGGCUACCUGCUUCCCCAUGACAUCCGAACGUCAGACCUGCGGUCAGAGAAAGCCAUGCAAUCGGCAGUCGCUGCCAUGCAGCGAUUCUAUGGCAUCCCAGUGACUGGAAUCCUGGAUCAGACCACCAUAGAAUGGAUGAGGAAACCUCGAUGUGGCGUUCCUGACCACCCCCACAUCAGCCGACGGAGGCGGAAUAAACGCUACGCCCUGACGGGACAGAAAUGGAGAGACAGAAAGAUCUCUUACAGCAUACACAACUUUACCCCUAAAGUGGGGGAGAAAGACACGCAGAGAGCCAUACGGCAGGCCUUUGACGUGUGGCAGACGGUGACCCCACUGACUUUCCAGGAGGUGGCCUACUCCGAGAUCAAGAACGAGGGGAAGGAGGCCGACAUCAUGAUCUUUUUCGCCUCUGGUUUCCAUGGUGAUAGCUCUCCCUUUGACGGGGAGGGGGGGUUCCUGGCCCAUGCCUACUUCCCGGGCCCUGGGAUCGGAGGGGACACUCACUUUGAUUCGGACGAGCCCUGGACACUAGGCAACGCUAAUCAUGAUGGUAAUGACCUUUUCUUGGUGGCGGUACAUGAGCUUGGGCACGCCCUGGGACUGGAGCAUUCGAAUGACCCCAGUGCCAUAAUGGCUCCCUUCUACCAGUACAUGGAGACACACAACUUCAAACUGCCCCUCGAUGACCUCCAGGGUAUCCAGAAAAUAUACGGUGUCCCUACAGCCAUGCUGGAGCCUACACGGCCACUGCCCACCUUGCCCGCUCGCCGAACCCACCCCACCUCAGAGAGGAAACACGACCGUCAGUCCCGCCCGCCACGUCCGCCCUCCGGUGACAGGCCCUAUUUCCCCAAUGGCAAACCCAACAUCUGUGAUGGCAACUUCAACACCGUGGCCUUCUUCAGACGCGAGAUGUUUGUCUUCAAGGACCGAUGGUUCUGGCGACUGCGGAACAACGAGGUGCAGGAGGGCUACCCGAUGCAGAUUGAGCAGUUCUGGAAAGGUCUACCGCCCCGUAUCGACGCCGCCUACGAGAGAUCGGACGGCAAAUUUGUAUUCUUUAAGGGUGACAAGUACUGGGUAUUCAAAGAGGUGACUGCUGAGCCCGGGUACCCCCAGAGUCUGGUGGAGCUGGGUAACUGUCUCCCUAAGGACGGCAUUGACACAGCACUGCGCUGGGAGCCCGUGGGCAAAACCUACUUCUUCAAAGGGGACCAGUACUGGCGCUACAACGAGGAGAAACGCAUGGCCGACCCCGGCUACCCCAAACCCAUCACUGUGUGGAAGGGCAUCCCCGAGGCGCCGCAGGGAGCCUUCGUCAGCAGGGAGGGCUUUUAUACCUAUUUCUACAAAGGGAAGGACUACUGGAAGUUUGACAACCAGAAGCUGACCGUUGAGCCCGGCUACCCCAAGUCUAUUGUCAAUGACUGGAUGGGCUGCCACCAAUCAGACAUGGAGAAGAACAAGGACCGGCAGCUUCCCCACGAUGAUGUGGACAUCAUGGUGACCAUCAAUGACGUGCACAGCACUGUCAACGCCAUCGCUGUGGUGAUUCCCUGCAUCCUGUCGCUGUGCAUCCUGGUCCUGGUCUACACCAUCUUCCAGUUCAAAAACAAAGGGGUGCAACAGAACGUCACCUACUACAAACAUCCUGUCCAGGAGUGGGUAUGACAGGCUUAGGCAGCGCGCCGCCGCUUAUGAUACGAAACUGCUCUGAGAGGGCUACAAAAACUCUGAGCACCAUGUGACCAGUGCCUGUCUUGCACAAACCCUUUGCGAGAAGGGAAGGAGGGGGAUUAAGUUACUCCCUUUCAUCCCCUGUCAAGGACCUCUAGAUGAACAUCGCCAAAAUUGAGUAUGUUGAAUAUUAGCAUGAGGCGAUGCAUAGGACGCUGGGAGGCUUUGAGGGUAAGGACAGAGCACAGCAAAUCAGAUUUCUCUGCCUUUUGCGCCUCGUCUAUCUGUUGUCCAUUCUUAUCUGGCUGUUUCAGUGGGGGUUGUCACACAUACUUUACCUCGAUGGGACUCCUAUACACUUUUUUCUCAGGGGGAGAGAGAGGGGGAGCCUACCCUCACAUAGCCAGGUACCAGUAAUCUGUCUGAGUCCAGUAUCAACUUGUACAUGAACUUCAAGUAUUAUCAAGUCAAACAAGAUAUUUAAAGAAAAAAAUUAAACUUGAACAAAAAAUGUAUUAGAAAGGCCAUAGAAAAGAAUACCAAGGAUAUCUGUGGAUCAUUUAAUCUUUUCUGUUAGAGAGCUUUGAGUUAUCAAGAGAAGAAACUUUGUACAUCGCAAAUGAUAAAUGUCUUCAUACCCAGACCUCUGCCUCUAGCGAUGGACUCACCUAAGCUAGAGGACUGAGACUACAAGUAUGUCUGUUGAAGGACCACCGCUAUACCAACAUCCCCCAGCACAGACUCCCUGCUCCUCUGUCUGGACCAAGGGGCGUAGGGGAGAGCGAGUUAGCAUUUAAAGACAUUGGUCACAGUUAUCUUUCUUAGAAUUAUACUUAGUUUUUCUUUUCUUUUUUACAUGCCCCAAGGCGUAGAGGAGUACCUAUGCCCGUUUCAAUAGGCUAAGCACGUCAGACCAACAUUGACUAGGCACAAUGAACUGCUGUUGAGGCAGCCUGAAUUCAACUCCAUACCCCUCUUCAUUCCUCCUUAUUUCUCUCUUCCUCCAACUGUGUCGCUCUCUCUUUGUAUACAGUGCCCUCCGUAAUGAUUGGGAGAGUGAAGCAUUUUUUCUUCUUUUGUCUCCUCUAUACUCCAAAAGUUUGGAUUUGAAAUCAAACAAUGACUGAGGUUAAAGUGCAGACUGACCGCUUUAAUUUGAGGGUAUUUUCAAUCAUAUCAGGUGAACGGUUAAGAACUUACAGCACUUUUUGUACGUAUUGCCCCCAUUUUAGGGCACCAAAAGUAUUGGGACAAAUUCAUGUGUAUUAAAGUAGUAAAAAGUUAAGUAUUUGGUCCCAUAUUCAUAACACUGCAAUGGCUUGUGACUCUACACAUUUGUUGGAUGCAUUUGCUGUUUCUUUUGGUUGUGUUUCAGAUUAUUUUGUUCCCAAUAGAAAUAAAUGGUAAAUACUCUAUUGUGUCAUUUUGGAGUUAGUUUUAUUGUAAAUAAGAAUAGAAUAUGUUUCUAGAAAGUUACAACGCACAAAUAUCAUACCCUCCCUAAAAAAAUGCUAACCCCCCUGUUAUUCUAAUGGUGAGAGGUUAGCAUGUCUUGGGGGUAUGAUAUUUGUGUAUCUGUAACUUUCUCACUUUUCAUUAUUCACGAUUCAUACCCUCAAAUUAAAGAUGACAGUCUGCACUUUAACCUCAUAGUCAUUGUUUGAUUUCAAAUCCAAACUUUUGGAGUAUAGAGACAAAAAUGUUAAAAAUGCUUCACUGUCCCAAUCAUUACGGAGGGCACUGUAUCUAACACCCUACAUUUCAUUGAAAUGCUGUCCUCAUGAUCUAAUUUACAGUUUUGUUUUUAACCUCGCUUUCAAUAGGAAAGAUGUUCAAUGGGAAAGUGAUGUUUAAAAGAAAGAUCCAGGUAGAGUCUUUCUGCACUGGGGUGCAUUGGGUACACUGGAGUAAUUACCAUACUUUGUCUAUCUCUGUAGGGCAGGGCAGGAUUUCCUGAGUUCAGCUGUUUCUUACCCUGAUAAAAACAAAUACACAGAUGACCCAUGAUAAAAGCAAAGUUAUUUCAUACGUUCCAUUCAUUUCCCUGUAUUUCUAUUCACUGCUUUUGCUACAGUAGAGAAUUAUCAUGUAUUCAUCUCACCCAGAUAAUAAUGUCAAUGCAGUUGCCAAGACUGAAACCAGAUACAGCUGUAGGAUCUUAAAUCUGAUCUUUUGUUGCAGAGAAUUUUCCUGUACAGUAGGGAAUGCAAACUUUGUUUAUUUUAGGUUUUAAAAACGCCUCUAAAGUUUGUAAUUUCCAGAAACAUCUACAAAAAUAUCCGUUAAUUAUAAUCCACAUAAUUCAUAUUUCCCAUUGCUUCAGGAUUCUUUUCCUGCUGUAGCAAACUGUCUCAAAUUAAGAUCCAGGAUUAAGAUCUGUGUAGUCCUUGAUACUGUAUUUUCCGACUUAAUUCUGACCCCAAUGGGGUUUGGUACCACACAUCAAACAUGUAGUCUUUAGAUUUUUUUAUUGACUUUUAAAAGUUUUUUUUAUUUGCUUUAUUUGCUGUUGAAAUGAUGUAUUAUUAUUAGCGAAUAUCCCACUCUGGUUGUAUGUAUCCUAUCGAGCUAGCCUAAAAAUGAAUAUACAUUUUUUGCAAUCACAAAUAUGAGGAAUCUGUUGAAAGGAGACUUGAUUUUGUCAUUUUGUCAUUGCAUUGACAAUCUGUCAAAUUGUUCGCUGUUGUUAAAAGGUUUUGCUUAUUUAAAUGAUGAAACAUGA